This is a messenger RNA of Temnothorax curvispinosus, 1628 nucleotides long. It is a transcript of the gene PIG-U, whose product is annotated as phosphatidylinositol glycan anchor biosynthesis class U protein. Gene Ontology annotation, biological process: attachment of GPI anchor to protein; protein localization to cell surface. NCBI's taxonomy places the organism in Eukaryota, Metazoa, Arthropoda, Insecta, Hymenoptera, Formicidae. The transcript is spliced from 4 exons. Gene Ontology annotation, cellular component: membrane; GPI-anchor transamidase complex. The record is from RefSeq and is a predicted model, not a curated record. Bases 263 to 1537 code for a protein of 424 amino acids.
GAUGUGUCAACGGCGUCUCGAUCUCCUUCGCGUUCGCGGCGUGAUCGCUGCGCGAUAAUUGAGGUAAAUGCGAAGGCGUAUCGCGCGGAUCAAGUGACGGCGAAGACGGUCCGCCAGGUGCGUCGGUUUAUCGAUAACAGGUGUCCCGCGUCGGAAACUAAUGCCCUCCCGGACGCCGGUGCCACACGAUAAAGGUUACGUCCGCGAGCGGGACAGAUGAAUCGAUUGCGGUAGUGUGAGAGGAUAGGAUAGGAUAAGGAUCAUGUCGAGAAAGUGGCUGUCGAAUUUCGCCCUGGCCGGCACCAUCAGGCUGCUGAUAAUGAACUCCGAUUAUCAGAAGAUCAUCGGCAACCGCGUCGAGGUGUCGACCGCCUUGAACUCCUGGAAGAGAGUAACCGAAGGAGUUUACCUGCAUAAGAUCGGCGUAGACCCAUACGAGGGAGAUCUGUUUCACGAGACCCCGAUCGGCUUGUACGCGUUCGACUUGAUGCAGGAAUACUUACCUCAGUGGGCAUUAUUUCUGCUGUUUGUUGUUGUCGACCUAACCACUGCUCUGUGCCUCGCUCUUGCAGCCAAACAUUAUGCAAUUGAGUUGGCAACGAAGAGAAAAGGGGAGAAGGACGAGACUAAGAAGCCUAGUAAAGACGUUUCCAGCACGUCCGCGUUAUACGUUUCCACAGCGUAUCUGUUCAACCCGUACAUAAUAUUGAACUGCGUUGGCCUGACGACCACGGUAUUCACCAAUCUACUCUACUCAAUCGCAUUGGUGUCGAUGACGAGACGCUCCGUGCUCUGGAGUUGCGCGUCGAUAGCGUUAUUGACGUUGCAAGGACUUUAUCCCGUGUCGCUCAUGGUACCGGCAACCAUUUACGUUGUCAGUACGGCGAAGAACCGAAAGACCAGCAUUGCUACGAUGCUGGUCACAUUUACGAGCAUCCUGGCAGCCCUAUUCGCCAUUUCUUACUGCAUCAUGGGGAGCUGGUCGUUUUUGUGGAGUACCAUCGGCUUCAUCCUAACUGUUCCCGACUUACGUCCGAAUAUCGGACUGUACUGGUACUUCUUCACGGAGAUGUUCGAGCACUUCAGAUGGCUUUUCAUCGCGUCCUUUCAGAUAAACGUCAGUUUACUGUACAUAGUCCCCCUAGCGCUGCGAUUACGACGCGAUCCGAUGCUAUUGGCGUUCUCCUACCUAGCGAUAGCUGCCAUAUUCAAGUCCUAUCCGUGCAUCGGAGACGUCGGCUUCUAUAUAUCUCUACUGCCGCUGUGGAAGCACUUGUUCCAACACAUGCAACAAGGAUUCAUCGUAGGUUGUUUUGUACUGUUUUGCACGGUCUUCGCUCCGACUGUGUGGCAUCAAUGGAUCUACUCCAGAUCGGCGAACGCAAAUUUCUACUUUGGGGUAACACUGGCGUUCGCCAUAGCGCAAAUCUUCCUCCUCACGGACAUCCUGUUUGCCAGUGUGAAACACGAGUUUGCAGUUCAGCAUGGUAUCAAUAAGAAAGUUAACGGAAAUGAGGCUAAACUGCUGCUCGAAUAAAAUAAGCUUUUUUUAGAUCGAAAUGCAUAAUACCCUGCCGAUGAACAGUGACAAGUGAUACAUGUCUUUGAAUCAUUUGUUAUAAAUAAAA